AUGGCAAGCAAAGUAAAACAUGACACACCAGGCACCGAGCCUGAGACGAUGGUGCUUCGCAAAUUCGGAAUCAAUGAGACGUACCAACUGGCCAUGUAUCUAUUGGACCAGUACCGUGGUACCAUUCUAUCUUGCCGCUAUGAGAUCCCACCGCGUCUUGCACCAGCAGAGUCUCGAACCCAGCUGGAGGAGACAAUCAAGGUCGCUGUCGUGGACACCAUCAUGAGACACCCGAUGCUGCAAGUGGGCAUGAUAGAUGCCACCGCCAAGACGCCCUCGUGGAUCCAGCUGCAGAAUCUCGAUUUAAGCCAGCAUAUCAACUGGGUUCAUCUCACGGAACAGGACAACUUUGAACGCGCGGUGCAAGAUACCUUCAGCACCCAGCUCGAUGAGCAUUUCCCAGACCUUUCUAUCCGGCAACCGGGUUGGAAGCUCACCGUCAUUCGGCAAGGGGAUGCUCCCCUCAUGGAGGCCCUGCUCACUUGGAAUCACCCCCAGUUCGACGCCAUGGGCGCCAAAGUCUUCCACGAAGAUUUGAUCGAGAUGCUCAAUGCGGACAGCGCGUCAUCCACCGAGAGGACAGGCUUGGAUGGCAAUGUCCUCGCACUGCCCCAAGCGCGCCCCUUACUCCCAACCCCGAUCGAGGGCUUAAAGAGCCUCCCCGUUGAUUUGAAACACCUCGUCAAGGCAUUCUGGGAGGAAACUCGGCUCUAG
Messenger RNA from Chaetomium globosum CBS 148.51, 714 nucleotides. RefSeq lists its product as uncharacterized. The coding region runs from base 1 to 714 and encodes 237 amino acids. The record is from RefSeq and is a predicted model, not a curated record. Gene Ontology annotation, molecular function: N-acetyltransferase activity. The transcript has 2 exons. Lineage: Eukaryota; Fungi; Ascomycota; Sordariomycetes; Sordariales; Chaetomiaceae.